AUGGUCGCCAGGAACCUUUUCCUCGCCGCCGCCGUUCUCGGCACCGCGGCGCUCGCCGUGCCUCUCGAGGCCCGCCAGAACUGCCAGACCACCUGGGGCCAGUGCGGCGGCGCCCGUCGGCUCCGGCACCGCCACCUGGUCCGGCAACCCCUGACCGGCAUCAACAUGUGGGCCAACGCCUACUACUCCUCCGAGGUCCACACCCUCGCCAUCCCCUCCCUCACCGGCACCCUCGCCGCCAAGGCCUCCGCCGUCGCCAAGGUCCCCUCCUUCAUGUGGCUCGACACCCAGUCCAAGGUGCCCCUCAUGGAGACCACCCUCGCCGACAUCCGCAAGGCCAACCAGGCCGGCGGGAACAACGCCGGUAUCUUCGUCGUCUACGAUCUCCCCGAUCGCGACUGCGCCGCCGCCGCUUCCAACGGAGAGUUCGCCAUCGCUGAUGGUGGUGUUGCCAAGUACAAGGCGUACAUUGACUCCAUCCGCGCCAACCUCGUCAAGUACUCUGAGAUCCGCAACAUUCUCGUCAUCGAGCCCGAUUCGCUUGCCAACAUGGUCACCAACAUGAACGUCGCCAAGUGCGCCAACGCCGCCUCCACCUAUAAGGAUCUCACCGUCUACGCCCUCAAGCAGCUCAACCUUCCCAACGUCGCCAUGUACCUCGAUGCCGGCCACGCCGGCUGGUUGGGCUGGCCCGCCAACAUCGGCCCCUCCGCCGACCUCUUCGCCGAGAUCUUCAAGAACGCCGGCAGCCCCAAGGCCGUCCGCGGUCUCGUCACCAACGUCUCCAACUACAACGGCUGGAGCUUGUCUAGCGCCCCUUCGUACACCUCUCCCAACCCCAACUACGACGAGAAGCACUUCAUCGAGGCUUUCCGUCCUCUCCUCGAGGCCAAGGGUUUCCCCGCCCAGUUCCUCGUCGACACUGGUCGCAACGGUCGUCAGCCCACCCUCCAGACCGAGUGGGGUAACUGGUGCAACGUCAAGGGCAGCGGCUUCGGCAUCCGCCCCACCACCUCCACCGGCUCCAGCCUCGUCGACGCCUUCGUCUGGGUCAAGCCCGGCGGCGAGUCCGACGGCACCAGCAACACCAGCGCCGUCCGCUACGACUACCACUGCGGUCUUGACUCCGCCCACAAGCCCGCCCCCGAGGCCGGCAACUGGUUCCAGGAGUACUUUGUCGCUCUCAUCGAGAACGCCAGCCCCUCCUUCUAA
Parascedosporium putredinis is the source of this 1212-nucleotide messenger RNA. Lineage: Eukaryota; Fungi; Ascomycota; Sordariomycetes; Microascales; Microascaceae. The record is from the annotation of a GenBank genome assembly.